Molecule: messenger RNA, 4290 nt
Organism: Drosophila obscura
Lineage: Eukaryota; Metazoa; Arthropoda; Insecta; Diptera; Drosophilidae
Exons: 4
Coding region: 61-3516 (1151 amino acids)
Source: RefSeq, a predicted model, not a curated record
GGAACAGCAGCAUCCUUGCAACGUGUCGGCUCGCAAGCGAGUCUAGAACAGGCGUCUCCCAUGUCCCCCAGCCAGGUGGUUGCACCGGCGCCCCAUCACUAUCAUUACAUACAAUAUCCGGCGCAUUAUCACCAGCCGCAGAUGCAGAUGCAGCUACAGCCGCCGAUCCAGCAGCCAGCCAGCCAAUGCCAAUGCCCCUGCUCCUGCGGGCGGGCCCCACAGAUGACCCAACUGCCGCCGCCGCCGCCGCCGCAGCAGCAGCAGCAUCCAUCGCAGAACGGCUCCAUGGCUGUGGCGGUGCUGGUGCAUCAACAGGCCUCUGUGCCAGCCGCAGCAGAUCAAGCGACGCCACUGAAGACGCAGUCGGCCCAGUCCCUGCUCAACCACUCCUACCAGGCGCUGCACGAGGAGCAGCAGCAGAGGGAUCGGCUCAAUCUGCAGCUGGACACUUCGGUUGGCGGCGGCAGCUGUGACUGCGACCUGGAGUGCAGCUGUGCCGCCAACGGAGGCUCUUCCCUGGCCCAGCACAAGCGCAGCCUGCUGGCGGAUGCCAUGCUCGGUGCGGACGAGAUUACGGUCAGCGAAUCCGACAACAACAGCACCAUGAUCAAGAAGAAGAAACCCCGCUCCAGUGGCGGUCAGCUGCCGCCCAAGACUCAGCCCACGGGCGACAGUUGCAACGACAUUUACCACGACACGGAGCUGGAUGGGGCAGUAGGUUCGGUGCCCUCCCUAGGAGGAGCUGCUUCGCGCGGCAGAAAGUCCCAGAAUCUGGAUGAAAAUCGUCCGCCCCUGCCGCCACGCCCACCGCCCAGACCGCGCAGCAACGGAAAUGGAUCCAUAGCCCAUCGGCAUGGAGCUGGCAUCAAGAAGUAUGUGGUGUGGUGCCUCAUCUGCGGCGGCUUUAGCUGCCUGCUUGGCGUCCUCUUCCUGGGCGUCUACUUCCUGCUGCACUCGUACACCAUCACCGUGGGCAACUUUGAGACGGUGCCGACCUUCGUGCCCGCCACACUGCUCAUCCUCACCGGCAUCUGCAUCAUGAGUCUGGCCCGUCGAAGGAAUCGCUACAGCUAUCUGAUCAAGCUGUCGGGCGCCUGCGGCCUGGUCUCCGCCCUCACCUGUGCCCUGGUCACGGUCACCACCACCGUGCUGCACAUGAGUCGCCUGCAGGCGUUGCGGGAGUGCGAGUACGCCCAGAAGACGCGCACCUGCACCUGCUACUCGGACCUCAUCGAGUCCCAGGUGGAUCGUGUGGACAAGGGAGUGCGUCUGGUGUUCGACUCGCUCUCCGACUGCGGCGUUGUCCAUGGAUCGCUCUACUCCUGCCUGCGGGCCAUCUUUGGGCUGUCUGUGGCCGGAGUGCUCAUCGCCGUCUUCAGCUGCAUGCUGGUCUACCAGCUGCUGAGCCAUGAGCGCAAGAAGAUGUACUGGGAGCAGCUGGAGUUGCGCUGCCGCUCCCUCUAUGCCAGCCAGGCGCCGCCACCCUCUAUGGGAGCUUUGGGGGCACCCGGACGGAUGCUCAAUUGUCGCUGCUGCGAACAGUGCCACGCCCAUCGGCAGAUGACGCUGCCGAUGCAGACCACCGCUUAUCCCUGGGACGAGGCCACGGUGGCGGCAGCAGCCGCGGCAGCCGGAGGCGGCGGAGCGGAGCAGCGCUUCUGGGCGGCUCAGCCACCGGGCAACUUUUAUUCGCCAAAUCCCGGCGGUGAGGAUGCCUCCGGACAGUGUCGAGGCGGUGACCGGGGAGGAGCGGGAGGAGGCGGACGCAGCAGCAGCGGCUGGAGCUGGCCGAGAAUGCCAUGGCAGCGCACUACUCCGGACACGGGACGACGAUUCCGGCAGGCAGCAGCCAGUCCGGACUCCCAGUAUGGUUUCAGCUCGGCCACGGCCAUGACGGCGGACGGCAAUCAGAUGCUGAUCGAGGAGCCGGCAGUGGGUGCCGCCUACAAUGGCAUGCCGCCGCCCAAUGCCCUGCCCUACGGCGUGUGGGGUCCGCCGCCGCCUUACAGCGAUCCCAACAGCCCUGCGAGGCGUGGCUACUACCAGUAUCUGCAGCCGGCGGCUUGUCUGGCUGGCAAUCCCUCAACCACGACGGUGGCCCUCACCCAGGAGCAGCUGCAUCAGCAGGCGAUGCAGCACCAGCACCAGCACUCACACGCGCACGCACAUUCCCAGCAGCAGCAACAGCAGCAGCAGCUGCAGUUGCAGCGAAUCCAAGGCCAGUCGGCCACUCUGGAGCGGAUGGAUGGCCUGAGCCUGAGCAGUAUGACUGGCAACAUGACCGGCAUGACGUCCGCACGCUCCUCCGCCUACAAGUCGAAGGUGGAGUACGAGAACACGCCCUCGGACAGCGACGGAGGCGGCAAUGUGAGGGAGAGGGAUCGCUGUUCCAACACGCUGCCCACGCGGAAGCUGAAGAAACGCAUCGAGGCGGGCACCGGGGCCAAGAGCAUCGGACCCCAGAGCAAUCCCAGCCAGCAGCGGCCCAAUGUCCAGCAACUGUUUGCCAAACAGGAGCAGCAGUCGCCACUGCAGCAGCAUCAGCAGCAGCAACAGCAGCAGCAGCAGUCCACUCAGGCGGGUACACAGACACAGACACAGCUACAGUCGACGACGGGCGUGGAGAACAGCGGAUAUCAGGACUCGAACGGAGCCAUAGCCAAGGACCAGGUGGUGGGGUCUCUGCUACAGGACCCCGCCGAGUCGGAGGUCUACUUUGCGGACGUCAGCAGCUGCUGCAACAUGUCCGUGAAGAACGACAACUACUACGACAACGCCCAUCGGCAUCAGGGGCACCACCACCAUCAGCACCAGCACAGCAACUGCAGCCACAGCAGCACACAGAGCAACGCCAACACCAACAACUCCUCCUCGGCGAACGAGGACUAUUUGGCACAAAGAUUCGGCAGACGCGAGCACUCGAUACGCAGUCGUUUGCCCAUUCCCCCACAGGCGCGGCUCGAGGAUGACUACGAGAGCUCCAACCUCAAUAUGCCCACGAUGAAGGAGCAGCAGCAGCAGCAGCAACAGCUGCAGAAGGAGAUCUCGCGCCAGAGCAUGUGCUCCGUGGAGUCGGAGGCCAAGACUGAGUUCACCGACCUGUCGCCAUCGACGCCCUGCGGCGGAUCACUGCCGCCGCCGCCGGCAAACUUUGCCAGCGAUCCGCCGUGUACGCCCUGUACGACGGGUCAGCAAUCGCCAAGUUUUGUCGCCUCGUUUCCGUACUCCUCGGAAUCGCAGUGCCUGGAGGCGCAUCGCCGCUCCACAAAGAACAUCCACGAGCUGCUCAUGGCCGGUGGCGGUGGAACCUCAGCGGUCGGCGCAGACUCCCACUACGAGGUGAUCAACGAUCGGAACAAUCCAGUGGGCAGCUAUCAACUGCAGCGGGCCAUUGCCGGCGGCAGUCACAAGCACAAAUCCAAGUCGAAAACGCGUUCGCGGGAGCAGCUGGACAUCUAUGGGAGUGGCGGAGGAGCCGAUCGCUCAGACUGGUCCUCGGACGGGGGACGUUUGUGAGACAAAGCUGGCGACGAGGUGUUUGUCUAGACGGAGCGGAGCAGUGGUUUCAUCAUCAUUAUAUACUCAGUGGGGACCCUGUGUCCCCGCUCGAUUCUUUAGUGUCCUCUCACUUUGGUUUGUCCGCAUACGCAUCCACGGCCACGUCCACCCGCCGCACACAACCACUAAAUAUCGUCGCAUUUGUAAUGUUUGCCAUCCAGAAACAGAGGAACAGAAAUUCUUCCUCCCCCUCUCUCUCUCUCACACACUCUAUCCAACUCAAAGGCCCUUGGCGGCCAUGCACACUUUGCUUUAACUAUUUUACGCGAAAUAUCCUUUGCAUAGUAUAUACACAUAGUUUAUAUUGAAUAUUGAAUAUUUACUAAUGGUAACGUAACACAAUAUUGUAGCAUUGAAUUGAAUGUUGAGAAAUUGUAGCAAUGAUAACACACUGUGCGACAGCGAUUUUGUACUUUGCACGCGACAAAAAUUGGAAUUUGCCAACCUCUGCCCCCCCCCCCCACCAUAUUGUUUUUCAAAAUUCAAAAACUCAUCCAGUACUACAAACUAAUUUUUGUCGCGGUGCUAAAGUGCAUUCAAAAGUUUCCAUUUUGUUGCACAGUGUAAUCUAUGAAUAUUAUUAUUAUAUACAAAUUAUGUUAUAUUUACCUGCGUAUUUACAUAGUUGCAUACAUAUACACAACACACACAUAUACAUAUAUAGUAUACAUAUAUAUAUACAUAGUUAGUUAAAUGUUAGAGCGCAAGUUAAAUUUAUUAAUGAACAAAGUA